Molecule: messenger RNA, 468 nt
Organism: Brassica napus (rape)
Lineage: Eukaryota; Viridiplantae; Streptophyta; Magnoliopsida; Brassicales; Brassicaceae
Exons: 1
Coding region: 1-468 (155 amino acids)
Source: RefSeq, a predicted model, not a curated record
AUGUCAAUCUUUACAGAUGUGAUAGAGGAUUUUAUGGACGAUUUCUCCGUGUAUGGAUCCAGUUUCAAAAAUUGUCUCGAUAACCUAUGUGAAGUUUUGGCAAGAUGUGAAGAAAAGAACCUCGUUCUAAAUUGGGAAAAAUGCCACUUUAUGGUUAACGAUGUAAUCGUCCUAGGACAUAAGGUCUCCGCUGCUGGUACAGAGGUAGAUCGAGCAAAGAUUGAGGUAAUGACCGGCUUGCCUGCACCCACAAACGUAAAAGACGUGAGAAGUUUUCUCGGACAUGCCGGAUUUUACAGGAGGUUCAUACAAGAUUUCAGCAAGAUUGCUAGACCUCUCACAACCCUCCUCUGUAAAGAAGUUAAAUUCGACUUCUCACCAGAAUGCGUGAAAGCUUUUGAAGAAAUCAAGAAAGCCAUAAUAACCGCCCCCAUCGUACAACCACCUGACUGGAAUCUUCCUUUCUAG